This is a messenger RNA of Cannabis sativa, 1857 nucleotides long. Its product is annotated as 1-aminocyclopropane-1-carboxylate synthase 7. Gene Ontology annotation, molecular function: transaminase activity; pyridoxal phosphate binding. NCBI's taxonomy places the organism in Eukaryota, Viridiplantae, Streptophyta, Magnoliopsida, Rosales, Cannabaceae. The record is from RefSeq and is a predicted model, not a curated record. The transcript has 3 exons. The coding region runs from base 252 to 1586 and encodes 444 amino acids. Gene Ontology annotation, biological process: biosynthetic process; amino acid metabolic process.
UAACUACUACUGGUUAAUUCCCCUAUAUAAGGAAGACUCUUCUGUCAAACCUUUUCAUUCAACAAGCAACAGUUUUCUCUCUCUCUUUUUCUCUCAACUCUUUCUUCUCUCUCUUCUCUUGAUUUAUUCUCUCUGUGACCAUAUAUAUCAAAACUCAUCAUCCUUUAAUUUAAGAAAAAGACUUUCUCAGCAAAUAUUCGAGUCCCAUCUCAGAAUUAAACAAACAAAGAUAUAUAGUUGAUAUAUACAAUAUGGGUAUAGAGAUUGAGCAACCUUCAGUUGGUUUAUCAAAGGUGGCGAAUUCUGACACUCAUGGAGAAGACUCGCCCUAUUUUGCUGGCUGGAAAGCAUAUGAUGAAAAUCCUUAUCAUGAAAUCACUAACCCAUCAGGUGUCAUACAGAUGGGAUUAGCUGAGAAUCAAGUUUCAUUUGAUUUGCUAGAGAAGUACUUAGAAGAGAACUCAGAAGCCUGCAGCUGGGGAAAAGGAGUGUCGAGUUUUAGAGAAAAUGCUUUGUUUCAAGAUUACCAUGGCCUUUUAUCUUUCAGACAAGCAAUGGCAAGUUUCAUGGAGAAAAUUAGAGGAGGAAGAGCUAAAUUUGACCCCAGUAGAAUUGUCCUCACUGCCGGCGCAACCGCAGCCAAUGAGCUUUUGACAUUCAUUUUAGCCGAUCCAGGCGAUGCUUUGCUCAUUCCAACCCCAUACUAUCCAGGAUUUGAUAGAGAUUUAAGGUGGAGGACUGGAGUGAAAAUUGUACCAAUACACUGCAAUAGCUCAAACAAUUUCCAAAUUACCCCUGAGGCUUUAGAGGCUGCAUAUAAUGAAGCUGAGUCCAUGAACGUUAAAGUGAAAGGUGUUCUCAUCACUAACCCUUCCAACCCUUUGGGAGCCACCAUCCAACGCUCAGUACUUGGGGAGAUUCUCGAUUUCGUCACGCGAAAAAACAUCCAUCUCGUAUCUGACGAAAUCUACUCGGGAUCGGUAUUCUCUUCCUCGGAAUUCGUGAGCAUUGCCGAGAUUUUGGAGGAACAAAACUACAAAAACUCUGAACGAGUUCACAUUGUUUACAGUCUCUCCAAGGACCUGGGACUUCCUGGGUUUCGUGUCGGGACGAUAUACUCGUACAACGAUAAAGUGGUGACAACGGCAAGGAGAAUGUCGAGCUUCACGUUGAUAUCUUCUCAGACUCAACAUCUCUUGGCUACUAUGCUUUCAGACGAGAAAUUCACUGAUAAUUACAUAAAGACUAACAGAGCAAGGCUGCAAAAGAGAUACGAGAUGAUAAUUUCAGGGCUGAAGAAAUCGGGGAUCGAAUGUUUAAAAGGGAAUGCGGGUUUGUUUUGCUGGAUGAACUUGAGUCCGCUUUUGGAAAAACCUACGAGAGAAGGUGAGUUGAAACUCUGGGAUUCGAUUCUCGGCGAGAUGAAACUCAAUAUCUCGCCGGGAUCUUCAUGCCAUUGCUCCGAACCGGGAUGGUUCAGGGUGUGUUUCGCUAACAUGAGCGAGCACACACUUGAAGUGGCUUUGAAAAGAAUACACAGUUUUGUGGACCAAAGAGAUCGAAAGACUACAAAAACAAAUUAUUAAUUAAUUUUUGGUGGUCUCUCUCUAGUACAAAGUAAAAUCUCUUCUCUCUCUUUUGAUCUUCAAGAUCAGUACACUAUUUUUUUUUAGUAUUGUCACUUAAAUUUUUACUUUUUAUUAUGAUCUUGCAAUUCUUAACCCAAUGAAUUUCAAGAUUUAUUAGGGGUUUUUAUUUUUCUCAUGAUCAUAUGUAAUAGUAGUUGUAAAUCAUGAUUUAUAUAAUAUGUAAUGAUAUUUUUGCUUGCUUUGCUUUUAGCGAAGGAAGUUCUCAUCA